AUGAAUAUGAAAUAUCUACUUAAAUACAGAGUAUCUACUUGUAAUCUUUAGCAAACAAUACACUGAAAUAUCAUAACACUUAAAUUAAAGCUUAUUAUUACUCUCAAUUUUGACGAUAAUUUCACAAGUUUAUCAAAGAAAGAAGUUUGGAAAAUGGCAUACGAACAACAUAUGCGGGGAGACGGCGGAGCAAUAAAGUUCGGCGACGUGUUUGAGAUGUCGGGGGAGAUGGCGGAGCAGCCCAUUUCGCCACGGGAUGCGGCGGCGAUGCGGUCUGCUGAGACUCUGGCUUUUGGGAAGACGAUUAAAGGUGGUCCAGCUUCUAUUAUGAUUCAAGCUGCUGCUAAGAAUGUUCAAGCUGGUCUUGUGGGUCCUGAUGAUGCUUUCUCUUCUAAUCAAACCCUGGUGGAGGGUAACCCGUGGCACGAAUCCCAACCAUCACACGAUCAAAUGGAAUCGGCUAUUUCGGUGGAAGGAAUGGGAUCAGGUGCAACAGGGGUAACUAUGGGAGAAGCACUCGAGGCAGCUGCUGCGGCUGUAGGGGACAAACCUGUCGAUCAAUCUGAUGUUGCUGCAAUACAGGCAGCAGAGAUGAUUGCCACCGGAAUAAAUGGCGGUCUUGGUUCUGGCUUAGGUGCUGAAGCUCAGGUUGCUUCUACUAUCAAUGAACAGCUGAUGUAUGAUGAGGACAAGACCAAGUUAUCUGAUGUCAUUGAGGGAGCGACAAAUAUGUUUACAGAUGACAAGCCAGUAACGAAGCAGGAUGCUGAACUCGUAAAAGCAGCUGAGCUGCGAGGUCAUUUUGAUGGGGCUAGUGGGGCAAGUACGCUCCGCCACCGCGCUGUGAAGCAGUCCACCACUCCUGGUGGUGUCGCGGAGGCAGUGGAGGCUGCGGCUAGGAUUAACGAACCUGACAAAUAAAACGUGUCUUACUCAGGCUACAUAUGCUGGUGUUUUUAACUUUCCAGCUUUUUUUGAGCUUUGUUUCCAAAUGAAGUGUGUAUGUGGUGUAAUGUAGUUAUGUAGAUCUCAUCUUAAACAAGGCAUGACUUUGUGAUUAUGGUUUUCACUAAUUUUCGGUUAAAGUGUGUGUUUAAUCCAAAAACUUCAAUUAUAUAUGAAAUUCCUACCAGGUGCGGGUACUUGGUAAAUGUCGCGUUUGUGUA
This is a messenger RNA of Spinacia oleracea (spinach), 1166 nucleotides long. Its product is annotated as late embryogenesis abundant protein D-34. The coding region runs from base 154 to 921 and encodes 255 amino acids. The transcript has 3 exons. NCBI's taxonomy places the organism in Eukaryota, Viridiplantae, Streptophyta, Magnoliopsida, Caryophyllales, Amaranthaceae. The record is from RefSeq and is a predicted model, not a curated record.